This is a messenger RNA of Exophiala bonariae, 777 nucleotides long. RefSeq lists its product as uncharacterized. Gene Ontology annotation, cellular component: extracellular region. The record is from RefSeq and is a predicted model, not a curated record. NCBI's taxonomy places the organism in Eukaryota, Fungi, Ascomycota, Eurotiomycetes, Chaetothyriales, Herpotrichiellaceae. Gene Ontology annotation, biological process: cell wall biogenesis; (1->6)-beta-D-glucan biosynthetic process; fungal-type cell wall organization. Bases 1 to 777 code for a protein of 258 amino acids. The transcript is spliced from 2 exons.
AUGAUUUUACGACCCUUCUUCAUCCUCGCAACCGCCAGCCUCUUCUCCUUUACCUUCGCAGAUGUCUCAGUCACUUCACCUGCGCCCGGCGACACCAUUACUGGUCUAAGUCUGGAGAUAGCAUGGAAGGACUCUGGCAAGACCCCCAAACUCGCAGAUCUUGCUUCAUAUCAGGUCUUUUUAUGUGCAGGAGGAAACACCGAUGCCAAUUUUAUACAACUAGCAACUCUAGUGACCACGGGUGAUUUUGCAGAUGGAAAUAAAGUCACUGUUCCUCUUACCGCUGGAUGGGGAGGAACAACUGCGAACGCCUACUUUUUAAAAUUUAUUUCGGCCGCGACAGGAGGCACGGUGAUCAACUAUUCCGAUCGAUUUACCUUGUCCAGCAUGACUGGUACCUUUCCCGCCUCCGUCAUCACAGGUCUGAGGACAGUCACUGGUACUGCAGGCCCGGCCGAUGUCAAUAACAUAGUCGCCGGUCAACCUGCUGCCAACCCUGUCGCCCCAGCUCCAGCUGCCGAUGACCCUAUCUACAAUACUCCUUAUACCAUGCAGAGUGGUACGAUACGAUAUGCUCCUAUGCCACCCAUGGCUCAAACCAAGAUCACUGCAAAGAACGCUUCACCACAAUAUCCCACCAGUGCAUAUACAGUCUACAAAAAGAUUGCUGGCACUCCGAAUGCCAUCACCACCAACACGGCCCCAUUGACCUUUUCGACAGUCAGUAUAGAACCUACGGUAAUCUUUUCAUUUCCAUGUAUGACUGGCAAUCACUAA